Anneissia japonica is the source of this 2470-nucleotide messenger RNA. RefSeq lists its product as uncharacterized. Lineage: Eukaryota; Metazoa; Echinodermata; Crinoidea; Comatulida; Comatulidae. Bases 956 to 2257 code for a protein of 433 amino acids. The record is from RefSeq and is a predicted model, not a curated record. The transcript is spliced from 2 exons.
GUGAAAAUGCGACCUUUGGACGUUGCGUUGCAGAAUAGUACCGUAAACACUUCGAGCAUAAAAGAUGUCCACCCGAAUAUGGACAUGACUACUUUUAAUAAUGAUUGCAAUGGAACUUCUCUGGGUACCUCAUCUCAGAUACAUCGCAAAUAGAUGCAUGCUUGUAUACUCUAUAUUGAAGUAGAUUAAUACGGUAUGGAAUGCUUUGAUUUACAUACAUCAUGGCACAAAACACGGAGACUUAUGUGGUGAUGGAGAAACUUGCCAAUGAAAUCAUUGCGGUGGCAAAUAUUAGCAGAUUAGGUCAAAUAUCGUUAAGUAGAAUUCAACAACAGAUUGAGUACAAUGUAUCCAAACUGGUGGAAAAUUAUCCGAUUUUCCAUCUUACAGGUAGUGAGUUUGAGGGUAUUUCGCAAUUCUUUUGCGAUGACCUGGAUCUGAUGGAAAAUCGUACAAUAUUUCCUUCUGUAGAGUUCGAGCCUCCAGAUGAAAAGAAAAAGCCCAAAUGGGGGUAUGUAAUAAUAGAGCCAUGUCUUAAUGAACCAGCGUACAUGAGACUUAAAGCCGUAGACACAGAGGGUAUACAUGCAGGAUUCAGAACUGUAAUUAAUAACGAUGGGUACCUUAAUGCCGUUAAAUUCCUAGACCUUAAUAAGUCCAUUUACCCUGGCGAAUUUACCAGAUCCGUGGUCCUGCUGCUACCUAUAUUACCCAAGAUACAACAGUUGCCCAUAAUAGUAUAGAUAAUGUCCUUUGCUUGAAAUCCAACUCAUGGCCUUCUGUGUCUGAAAGUUUUUUUAUUAGAAAGCGACUGAACAAUUGGCCAACAGAAGUUCUAAAAAAGAUCAGAAGUACUGGCUGCUUCGUUGUUGCCACUGGACACCAAAACAGUGCUUGUAAAGAUAUUGAAUGGAGAUGGUCAUUUUCCUUGGCAGAGAAAGAACUCCUUCAGGAAAUGGAUAGUUCGUUACCAAACUGCCUGUUGACGUUGAAGGCUCUCAAGAGAAAGUACAUCAAUUAUGAAGAGUCUAACGAACCAACCCCAUUUUGCUCCUACUAUAUCAAAACCGCUUGCUUUUGGAUAUAUGAAACUUUUCCACAUAAAGAGUGUAGCAUAAUGAAUUUGAUUAGAGAACUGCUUAAUUGGUUAAUUGACUGCUACCAGCAUGGGAACCUGCCGCAUUAUUUUAUCCCCAGCCAAAAUUUGAUUGGUUAUUUGUCAGAAAAAGUACGUUAUGAAGUGCAAGAAAAGCUAAAAGCAGUUAACAGUAAAAAAAAAAUAUGGAGUAUGGUAAUGUCAUGUGUCGUUUUGGAUUACGAAGUUAUAAACGUUGUGUGUGAUAAACUGGGGAUCGCUAAAGUUUGUGAGGGUGAUGACUUUCAACAACUGGAAACCGAUCUCUUACAUCAUCCCAAUGCUAAGGUAGCGCUUGAAUAUUAUAUUCAAGGGCUAUCACCCGAUGGCCUUUUGUAUGAUAGAUCUCAGUAUAGAAGAAUUGUGCAAUGCCUUUCAGUCGAGGACCCCAUUUUACUUAAUGCACUUCAGACCAUUCUGGACUAUCCAAAAUUUGAUAUCUUGGAGAUUUUAGCUUUUCCUGAGAAAGUCAUAUUGCCAAUAAUAGACACCAUAGAUGAUUUACUGCCGUAUGGAUAUGCACAAAUGUUUCGACAGUAUCUGUAUAGACACUUAGGUGAUGUUUAUACAUAUUUAUUAAUUUACUUGCAAGCUAGAGGUUUCCUAAAUGAUUGUAAUAUUCACUUGAUUAAACCGAUGCUUUAUUAUACAUUAGGGACUGAAAUUGUACUGUUAGACAAAUGGAGCGAUAAUGGUGAGGGUGGAAUAGUUAGGACAGCAAAAUACCAUUAUUUGAUGGGCGAUUAUGAAAAUCUGAAACCAAUAUUAAGAUUUAUUGGACCCAAAAUGAAACCUAACAUAAAAAGUUUCCUAUAUAUGAGCAGGCACAUACCUAUAGAAAUAAAAACAUUGUACUUGCCGCUGAGCUCAUGGGCAGCUGAUAAGAAGUUGCGAAAUCUUGCAAUUGUCAGUAUUACACCUUUCUAUUUGCAUCCAGUCGUCUUUGUCUUUUAUAUGCAGGCUAGGGUUGCUUUAAAAGAAGGCGAUAUGGAGAAAGCAUCUUCGAAUUUAAAAGAUAUGAAAGAAUGCACACCAAUUAUUGCGGGAGAGCUGAAGAAGAAUGCAAUGUCUUUAAUCAGAUUGAUAGAAAACGAGAUAAACCCUCCAAACAGGUAUCUAUAAAUUCCGAUUAAUAUAAUUCAAUUAUAACCACUACCAAUCUUUUCUGCAACGUUGUGUUAAGGUUAUUUUUCUAACAAAACUAUCCACAAGGUUAAAAAAAGGGCUAAAAGGGCUCUGAUCUUGAAAUAGCGAUAUAUAAUUAUUGGAAUGUAUGUAUGUAUUUAUACCAUUUUGCACUAAUUGUUAUUAUUUUGUGUAUAUUAAAUUUUGAAC